UAGGGAUUCACACAGAUUGAAACGACGUCGGUUGGGAUUGGCUCACAACAUUAGGAAACAGAGAAAAUCAUCAUCAGCGGGCGGGUGACAUUAGUGCAUUAGCACUAGCAGCACAGGCAGUGAGAGUGAGAGUGAGAGUGAGUGAAGUGAUAAUAGAGAGAAUUCAGAAAUCAGAAUUGUUUGUUUGAAAUUUGAAAGACAGACAGACAGAAAUGGAAUCAAUAACAAGAUGCUCUCCUGCGUCUACUAUUUCUUUUAUUAGCUUCCACAAGCAGAAGCAGAGGUCCAAUUUCAACUUCUCAUUCCCAUUUUGUUAUAGAAACUUCUUCUUCAAGUCCCAUACUACUACUACUACUACUACUACUAAUAAUAAUAUAAUUUAUGCCCGUAACAACCGUAACACAACCUCUUCAGAAUCCGACCCUGUUCUCCAACCAACCAUUAUUCAACAAGUUUUAUUGGAUGACGACGACGACUUUCAACAUGAGGAUGAAUCCUUGGAUGACGAUUAUUUUCAAGACGAGGACGAUUAUGAUGCCGAUGCUCAACUCUAUGUUGGGGAUGGAGUUGGAGGGGGUGGAAUUUCUCUGGCUGGGACAUGGUGGGAUAAAGAAGCGUUAAGGAUAGCCGAAGAGGUGUCUCUAUCAUUUGAUGGUGAUCUCCAAAUCUAUGCCUUCAAAACUACUUUAAAUUCCACCAUUCAACUCCGCAUUGACAAGCUCUCUAAUAAGUCUGGUUCCCCCAGUAUGGAAGAUAUUGAAGCCUUUUCUGUAGCCUAUAGAGCACGUUUAGAUGAAGCACAGCUCAAUAAAUCUAUUCCUGACAAUAUAUCUUUGGAGGUGUCAUCUCCUGGUGUCGAAAGGGUAGUUCAGAUUCCACAUGAGCUGGAUCGGUUCAAGGAUCGGCCUAUGUAUGUGAAAUAUGUCGAUGAGGUUACAGCAAAUGGUUCAUCAGCAGAAAGUGAUGGUGUUUUUAGGCUAAUUUCUUUUGACAUGGAGAGUAAAUGUUGCACCUGGGGUUUAGCGGAUGUGAAAAAAAAUAGAGAGAAGGCAGGGAAAGGAAGACCACUUAGCAGGAAACAAAGGGAGUGGCGUUUGAGCACAUCAUUUGAUUCCUUACGUUUAGUUCGAUUGUAUUCUGAUAUUUAAUUUUUUUUUUUUUUUUUGAUCUUUUUAAUUACUUUUCUCCAAAAUCAUGUGCCUCUGUAGAAACUCCAGAAGUAUGCACGCUUACACAGCAUUGUAGAUGAAUACACCUUUACAAUUAAAAAGUUAUCUUUCUCAAUUUGCCAUUUCUGGCACAA
Molecule: messenger RNA, 1303 nt
Organism: Quercus robur (English oak)
Lineage: Eukaryota; Viridiplantae; Streptophyta; Magnoliopsida; Fagales; Fagaceae
Exons: 5
Coding region: 213-1148 (311 amino acids)
Biological process (GO): ribosomal small subunit biogenesis
Source: RefSeq, a predicted model, not a curated record